Messenger RNA from Hydra vulgaris (swiftwater hydra), 4467 nucleotides. RefSeq names its product receptor-type tyrosine-protein phosphatase S. Lineage: Eukaryota; Metazoa; Cnidaria; Hydrozoa; Anthoathecata; Hydridae. The record is from RefSeq and is a predicted model, not a curated record. Gene Ontology annotation, biological process: protein dephosphorylation. Gene Ontology annotation, molecular function: protein tyrosine phosphatase activity.
UUAGACAAUAAAUGAUGAAAGUAAAGUUUGCCAAAAGCUUGACUUAUAUCUUUUUUUUGCAAAUUGUUAUAGUAACAGAAACUAAAAAUUGUACACAUCGAACACCUCUUGGAAUGAGAAAUGGUUACAUAAAAGUCAAACAACUUACAGCUUCAUCACAUAAAGAUCAAUUUUUCAUUCCAAGUGUGGGAAGACUAAAUAAUAAACAGGGUUGGUGUCCAAAGAAUAUGGGAUUAUCAGAAUGGUAUCAAAUUAGUUUUGAAAAAAUCACAACUGUUAAUGGUAUUGCACUUCAAGGUAGUGAAACCGGGAAAAGCUUCAUAAAAAAGUUUUUUUUUAGUUAUUCUCUUACAGAAUAUGGUGAUUUUGUUAAUGGCCAGAUAUUUGAUGGUGUAGAUAUUGGCUAUGAUUUGGUGUACAGAUGGUUUUUAUAUCCUAUUAAUGUUUUACGUGUAAAAAUCUCUCCUUUCGAACUUGGACCAAGUAAUUUGGCUUGUCUUCGAAUUGAAUUAUUUGGUUGUUUAAAUAAUGCUUUAGAAGAAAUUGGAAUGGAAAGUCAAAUAAUUUCAGACUCACAGAUUUCAUUAAGUAAAAGUUCAAUAGGUGUAUCAGCACGUAUGAAUUAUGGGUCUUCUAGUUUUUAUUCCAAUUAUGACAUAGAUCAGUAUAUACAAAUUGAUUUGAUCCAUGUGAUGAGUAUUAGUGGUGUGGCAAUGAAAGGUUCUGUUAAAAGUUAUUUGGUUUAUCUUGGUUCAAAAGAAAAUUUAGAUAAAGAAUUAGUGGGUGAGUAUCCUGGUAACCCUGAUAUACCUGGCUACAAACCUGUAUUUUCGAAUCUAAAUACUUCAAAAGUUGGCAGUCAGAUUAAAAUUGUUAGAAAAGCUGUAUCUAAUAAUAAUGACUCUACCUACAUUGCUAUUGAAAUUUAUGGAAAACGUUUAAUAUGUGGUGAUGUACUUAUUCCAGUAUUUGCUGAAAUGUCUUCAGCAGUUAAAUUUACAAUAAUGGAUGCAUAUAUUGACAGCCCAUUCACAUGGUGUGCUUUAUCUAAUGAUAGUAAACCAUAUAUAAUAAUUGAGUUGAAUCAAGUUUUUGCAAUAUCAGGUAUUAAUGUCCAAGGUGAUUCUAACAGUGAUUUAUGGGUAACAGAAUAUCGAAUUUCAUAUGGUUUAGUUAAAUAUAAAAUGAAAGAUGAUGUGAAAGCAUACAUUGGAAGUAAAGGCCGAGUAUUUCCUUAUACUAUAAACUGGUUUCCAAGUUUGUACUUUGCAAAGUAUAUAAAAGUAAUGCCUAAAUUUUGGAUUAACAACUGUUGUAUGCGUAUUCAUGUUAGAGGGUGCACAAAUUCUUUGGAUGCUCCUAUUCAAAUAAAUAUAAGUGAAGAAAACAAAAAAUUGGUGUUGAGGUGGAGGAAACCAGAUAUUCCAAUUCCAAUUCUAAAAUACAAUAUAAGUUUACAAUCAUUCAAGCCAUACAACAGUUCUUUUUUAUUUUUGAAAUCCGAUGAGACAGUUAAUACAAGCAUGGCCAUUGAUGUGGAAUUUCAUGCAGCCAUCUUUAACAUAUCUGUAGAUAUUGUGUAUGACAAAGAUUAUUUUGUGAGAAAAAGUAUACAGUAUUAUUCCAAACCAAUUUCACCUCCAACACCAACUUAUAAAGUGUUAAAAUACUUUGAUAAUUACACUGAAGUGUUUGAAUGUCAGUUUUAUAGUGUAUCUGAUAUUAAUGGACCUGUCAGAUUUUAUGAGAUUAUUAUUGCAUAUGAGAACAUAUCUUCACAGAAUAUGGAAACAUUAACUUUAAAAGAUCAAUCCACUGCUGAAUCACUAAAUCUUCCCUAUUUUUUGGCUGCAAAAUUGCCAAACAACUUUAAUUUUAACUCUUUAAAAUUUUAUGAAGGUAAAGAAAGAGUGGAUAGUUUGAAUGCUAGUUUGUCUACUAUUAGAAAUUUGUUUCUUUAUAUUCGUGCUGUCAUUAACAUGAAGGAUAACACUUUUAGCAACUUAACGUAUUAUAGUAAUGCCAUUAUGUUUACUAUAAAUCGAAACACAUUACCUUUAAAUGUUUUAAAUUGGGGUAGAAAUAAUGAACAUAUCAUUGAGUUAAAGAAAGGACCUUCAAAUACAAUGGUUUAUGAAGUUGUUGCAAUGAAAGUUAACAUAAACACAGUUGUUAGAAAUGUCACAUCUAGUUAUAAACAUUUUAAAGUUUAUUCAACUGCAGAUUAUAAUGAACCUUACAUUGCUGCUUCAUUUAAUACUUCAAUGUAUGAAAAGUACAAAUAUUUUGUUUUAGGCAACAAUGAAACUUUUUCAGUUGAGAAGUUUGAAGGUUUUCAAGUUAGUAAUGAUCAAAACAAUACUUAUCAAUAUUUAAAUGGUAAACUGAUUGCUGGUCAAACAUAUACAUUGUUUCAAAGAAAUAUUCUAGAUAAUGGUCGUAUAUACACAAGUCCAUGGCUACCUGAGUUCAUUGCAUAUUCCAAUUUUACUCCUUUAACUGAAAAAUCAUCAACACGCUUAUAUCUUUUUGGAUUGAUUUUGAUACCUGUUUUAAUUGUCAGUUUGAUAGCAUUUUUAAAAAUGCGAAGAAAAUUAUGUAACGAUAACUUAAAGCAGUCUAGAGUAAUUCAUAAUACAAAUAAUGAAGAUACAAUGCAUGAAUAUCAGGAGAUAUCUUUGAAAAACGAUACAUCUUAUAUUACCUUACAAACUGUGCUGAAAUGGCCACCAGUGUCUGUUAAUGAAUUUGUUGCUUAUUACUUGAAUGUAAAAAAAAAUGAUUACAAAGAUCUUGUGACACAAUAUGAAAGUGUUUCUAAAAACAACAUAUAUCCACACACUGAAGCUACAAAAUAUCCACAUAAAAAUAGAUAUGCAAACAUUGUCCCAUACGAUCAUUCACUAGUCAAAUUGGUUCCAGAUUUCACUAAUUAUGAAAAUACUUAUAUAAAUGCAAAUUAUAUACCCUCCUACUCCAAAAAAGUAACUUACAUUGCAACCCAGGCUCCUAAGAAUGAAACUAUUGAUGACUUUUGGCGAAUGAUUUUUCAUGAAAAGCCUAAAGCUGUUAUUAUGCUUACUAAUCUGAUUGAAAAUGAUAAAAUAAAAUCUGCUCAAUAUUGGCCAGAAAGUGAUAAAGAGUAUUGCGGUCUUAAUGUUUGUAUUACAAAAACAGAAAACUUUGCUGAUUAUAUUAUUCGUUAUAUUUCUUUAAAUUUCAAAGAAGUGAAUCAUCAUUUUAUUCAUAUGCAGUUUACAUCUUGGCUUGAUAAUGGAUGUCCUGAGUAUCCAACAAUGUUACUAAACUUUUGCCAUCGAUUUCGAUGUUUAGUUCCAUAUUCAGAUAAAUCUCUUACUGUUGUGCACUGCAGUGGUGGAGUUGGUCGCACAGGUGUUUUCAUUUUACUUGAUGAAAUGUUGCAGUUAAUCAAAUCGGAACAAAAAGUUGAUAUUUUCAAUUAUUUUGACACUAUUCGUCAAAACAGAAUGCAAAUGGUUCAAUCAAAAGAGCAAUACAUAUUUGUUUAUGAUGCAAUUUAUGAAGCAGUAACAUGUGGUCAAACUUGUAUUUCAAUUUCUAAUUUCCAAACAAUUGUUAACAAUCUGCUUAAAAAAGACUUUUCCUCUGGAAAAAAACUCAUAGAAGAUGAAUUUAAAAUGCUUCAAAAUUUUUCUCUAGUUAAAGGCAGCAAUGAGAUGGCAAUAAAGGAUAAAAAUUUACAAAGAAAUAAAUGCCCUCAAAUUAUACCUGGAGGAAAUGUGCUGGUAGCAAGUGAACUUUACCCUAAUGCUGUUUUUGUUGACAGUUAUAAAAGAAAGAAAGCUUUUAUAGCAACCCAGUGUCCACUUCAAUCUACUGUCACAGAGUUUUGGUAUAUUCUAAAGAAACUCAAUGUUUCAACUAUUGUCUACCUUACCUCUCGACAUGAAAAAAAAAAAAAAUCACAUUAUAAAUUUUAUCCAUCAGAUAGUGAUUUGAAACUUAAUGGUGUCACUGUAAAGUUGCUAGCUGAGGAAAAGUUAGAAUUUGUAAUUAAAAGAAACUUGUCUGUGUCUGUUGAGAGUGAAACCAUCAUGUGCAUGCUUGAGUUUAGUUUUUGGACGGAUAAUUGUUUACCAAGUAAUGACCUAAUUUUACAGUUGAUUACUGAAGUAUCUAAAUCACAACAAUAUUUAAGAAAUGAUAUUAUUGCAGUUGUUUGCAACAACGUAUUAUAUCGUUCGGGUAUUUUUAUUUCAUGCUUUAAUGCAAUUGAGCAGUUGCAUAUCGAAGGACUAGUUGAUAUAUUUCAGGUGGUGCGACGAGCUCAGUUAUCACACCCUAGUUUUGUUCAGACUUUGCCUCAAUAUGAGUUUGUUUACAAGUUGAUAAAACAUUAUUUGGAAACAUUUUCCGAUUAUUCCAAUUUGACAUAAAAACGUCUUAAAUGUUUUUUAUACAAAAAGUAGUUGUUGCUUUUUUUUU